This is a messenger RNA of Geosmithia morbida, 3588 nucleotides long. Its product is annotated as Ca2+-dependent lipid-binding protein, contains C2 domain. NCBI's taxonomy places the organism in Eukaryota, Fungi, Ascomycota, Sordariomycetes, Hypocreales, Bionectriaceae. Bases 1 to 3588 code for a protein of 1195 amino acids. The record is from RefSeq and is a predicted model, not a curated record. Gene Ontology annotation, molecular function: lipid binding. The transcript is spliced from 3 exons.
AUGCCUGGCGCUGAUGGUAGCACCGACCAUCGCUCUGGUCGGCCAUACGACGCAGACCGUCCAGUCCCCACCAUUUCCAGGUAUCGCGAGGAGCAGGCUGCUCGCCUCCGGGAGUCGUCGCGCAGCAACGGCCGCGACGAACCGGUGGGGGAUCAUGUCAUCGUCUACCGGGACCGGGACAAGGGGAAGCAGAAGCAGAAGCAGAAGCAGCCGGCAUUACUCGACACUUCCGAAUCUGACGCUGCGUCCCUGGGCCCUCGGCAACGCAUGAAAAACAGCAGCAAGGGUUGGGAGAGGGCCGAGCGCGUCGUCACAGACCCCGUCACCCAUCUCCCCGUCACCAUCCACGACUUCUCCAGCGAGUCCCUGGAGGAGGUGGACGUUGACGGUGCUAUCCCCCGGCCUUUCUCUGCCGGCACAUCGUCUGGCGAGGACCGGUCAUGCCGCGAUGCGCAGAUGUUACGCCGUGGCCGCGGGCAGCUCUCGAGCCGCUUCCCUCCGCCAGAGUUCGCCGCCGUGCGCAGUGAGCUCGCUGCCGUCACAUGCAGGGGAGUCUCGAUGGGCCUGGUGGGCGCCGUAGGUAUCCUUGCCGGCUCGUUGUUCAUGGGCCAGCUGUGGAGAAGGCCUCAGCAGGGCAUCAUGCCGCCCUUUGCCUUCCCGAGGGUCACCACCACGGCCUUGAUGAUGGUGGGCGCCGGUGCGUGCAUCCUGGUCUCCGGGGUCAAGAACUGGGUCUCCAACAAGGUCAGGUCGAUAUUUGACAACGCAGUCUGGGACGUGCAUCGCAGGAAGCAAGAGGAUGACGCAUCGGAGCACCGAGAGGAGACGACCGUCUGGCUCAACUCGCUCGUCGGGUCCGUGUGGCCUGUCAUCAACCCCGACCUGUUUGCCAGCGUCAGCGACACCCUCGAGGACGUCAUGCAGGCUUCGCUCCCGUCCUUCAUCCGCAUGGUCAGCGUCGACGACAUCAGUCAGGGAACCGAGCCUGUCCGGAUCCUCGGCAUUCGCUGGCUCCCCGCUGGUGCCGCGGCAACAGCGGUCGCCCCGGAUGGAUCUCUGGCUCUGGACGACAAGGGCCCGGUGCAGGCCGGGCAGGAAGCCAUCGCCCAAGGCAUGGAGGCUGAGGAGGGUGACUUCAUCAACCUCGAGAUCGCCUUUGCCUACCGGUCGACGCGCCCGAGGACUGCGUUGGCAGGCAAGACAAACUCCCGAGGCAUGCACCUCUCCCUGGCCUUCUACCUCCCCGGCAACAUCAAGGUACCCGUAUGGGUCGACCUGAACGGCAUCGUCGGCUCUAUGCGUGUACGGCUCCAGCUGGGGCCCGACCCCCCCUUCUUCGAACGCACAACCCUCACCCUUCUCGGCCAGCCCAAGGUGGAUAUCAAGUGCACGCCCCUGGUGCAGAACGGGCUGAACCUCAUGGAUAUCCCCUUCGUCAAUAACUUUGUCCAGUCGUCCGUCGACGCCGCCAUCUCUCAGUUCGUCGCCCCGCGGAGUAUGAUGGUGAACCUCAAGGACAUGCUGGCCGGCGAGGACUUCAAGAAGGACACCGCGGCCGCCGGAAUUGUCAGGAUCAACGUCAAGCGUGCCUACGGCUUCAGGGCGGCCGACCCCGGCACCCCGUUCUUCAAGGAAGGCUCACUGGACCCGUACGUCUCGGUCGGCUGGGCCAAGCUGGGCAAGGCCGUGUGGAGUACCCGGGUCAUGACCUCCGAGGUGGAGCCGUGUUGGGAUGAGACCUGCUUCCUCCCCGUGACGGCGGCGGAGCUUGACAUCGGCGAGCGCGUGCGCGUGCAGCUAUGGGAUCGGGACCGCCUCGGUGAUGACGACGACCUGGGCCGCAUCGAAGUCGACCUCCGGACCCUGAUGCGCAGCGACGACUCCAGCGGACGCAUGUCGUGCCGCCUGGACCGCUUCCAGAGCCUGAAGUCCGGCGGGCGCUCUGUCCUCGGAAUGCUCGAGUGGAGCGUCGGCUACUUCUCCAAGGCCGGCCUCCAGACGAGCCAGUACGAGCACCAGACGUACGAUGCCGAGAUCCGGACGCCCGAGCAGCUCGAGGCCAAGGUCGACGAGCUCUGCGCGCGGAAGCUGCGGCAGCUCACGGCCAAGGCGGGCAAUGACGAGCGCGUGCAGUCGGAGCUCCAGCAGCUCAGGGCGCAGGAGCUCAAGGCCACCGAGGACGCCAUGAUGAUGGCGGCGCCGCCGCCGGACAACCACCCCAGCGGCAUCUUCAGCCUGCAGAUCCACAACAUCACGGGCCUGGAGCUGGAGAAGGCCGGCAAGCACGUGCCCGGCAACCGGGCUGAGGAGCCCGGCGAGGAGGACGAGCCCGGGGCGGACCACCUCCCCAGCGCGUACUGCACGGUGCUGGUCAACCACCGCAAGGUAUACAGGACGCGCACCAAGCCGCACAACGCCAAGCCAUUCUACAACGCCGGCUGCGAGCGCUUCGUGGGCGACUGGCGCGAGUGCGAGGUCUACGUGUCCGUGCGCGACUCCCGGCCCGGCCAGGCCGGCGGCGACACCCUCCUCGGCACCGUCCACCUGCCCCUGUACCAGGUCUUCAAGGAGCGGUCCCAGGUCACGAGCGUGUGGCCCCUCACGGGCGGCUCCGGCCACGGCAAGGUGAGGCUGUCGAUGCUAUGGCGCAGCGUCGCCCUCCAGGCCCCCCGCAACCUGAUAGGAUGGGACUACGGCACCGUAGAGGUCCACCCCACGGUGACCUGGUCCAACGCCAGGGGCGGCUCCGACAACAGCCAGCUCAACUCGAGCGAGCUCCUGUUCAGGACCCCCAUCGGCACAGGGAAGAUGCACCUCGAGUCCGGGAGCCACCAGCGGGCCUGGGUUGUGCGGGGCGGCCAGUCCCUCAAGCUACCCGUGGCCGAGCGCUACGCCAGCUGCCUGUCCAUCCUGUUCCAGAACCAAGGCUGGUUCGGCGGCGGGGGCAGCGGCGUGGUCAGGACCCCCUCGUCGUCGUCGACGAAGACCUUCUGCAUCCUCUGGCUGAAGGACCUGGCCGACGAUGAGGAGAGGGAGAUUGAACUACCCGUCUGGAGGGGCGACUUGAAACGUGCGACUAUGAAUGUCAUGGAUGAGCCAGCAAACCGGACGGCGGCAUCGACGUCGAACUCGGGCGGCGGCAGACACAGUCCCAGCGGGUCCGUAGACGCCGCCGUCUACCAUAAUGUUGACUUCGAGAGUCUCGACGGGACUACCAGGCACGGCAGCGGCAACGGCAGCGGCGGAGGCGCCGCCAUUGGGGGGCAACCGCAGCAGCAACCGCAGCAGCAACCGCAGCAGCAGCAGCAGCAGCAGCAGCAGCAGAGCGGUCACGAAGCCUUGUUGGGCAGUAGCUCGAGGACUAUUCUCAGCGAACCCAUGUCGUCGCCGGGCCGAAGCAACAGUCUGGGGAAGAAUAGUAUCGAGCCUAUCGAGCCUCUGUCGGCGACCAAGUCGAGUAGGAGUGGGAAGCAUCGUCGUAUCAGCAGUAUACAGUGGAAGAUCCCCCAUACGGCUAAGUGGAUGAGACACAAGGUCGACGGUAUGCUUUCGAGGCGUUCCAGCGUCGAUUCGGAGGUGUUCAGUUAA